Messenger RNA from Papilio polytes (common Mormon), 1707 nucleotides. RefSeq lists its product as uncharacterized. Lineage: Eukaryota; Metazoa; Arthropoda; Insecta; Lepidoptera; Papilionidae. The record is from RefSeq and is a predicted model, not a curated record. The coding region runs from base 131 to 1498 and encodes 455 amino acids. The transcript is spliced from 7 exons.
GACUCGACGCGACCCGAGGCCCGAGGCCGCGGAAUGCGGUCUCACACGAGCUCAGUUUUCAAAUAUCGCAGACGAAAGCGGACGGUUUUAUUUUUGCAAACAGUGAAAAGUUUCAAAAAAAAUUUCAAACAUGGCUAACGUCAUGGAUGUGUCUACCCCAGACAACCUCCAGUACCAGUUUUUCCCAGUGUCGAGCGGAGUUGUUCAGUUCAAAGUGCGAACACCCAAUGACGCCCACGUCGCUCUCACCAUGGGGCCCCAGGACUCCGAGCCGAUAUACGAGAUUAUGAUCGGCGGCUGGGGUAACACAAAGAGUGUGAUCAGGAAGAAUAAAGCAAAGCCAGACAAGGUAGAAAUAGAAACACCUGGUAUUGUAAACGGCGGCGAGUUUCGCGGUUUUUGGGUGCGUUGGGACGGUGGUGUGGUGUCGGCCGGUCGCGAGGGUGAAAGCAUUCCCUUUAUCUCCUGGUCCGACCCCGAGCCCUUCCCCGUAGGCUUCGUCGGCGUCUGCACUGGUUGGGGCGCUACUGGCACGUGGAAAAUAGAAGAGGCGGAAGAAUUCAACACUCCGGACAAGUUAGAAUAUAAGUUCGGACCCGUAGCGGCCGGCUCUCUGGAAUUUGAGUAUCGCGGCCCCCAUAACUGCCACGUAUGUCUGUCGCCGGGCCCCGGCGAGAUGGAUCCUAUGUACGAGUUUAUCCUCGGUGGCUGGGAGAACACCCAGUCCGUUAUCAGACAUUGCAGGCAGAAGCCUGAUAAGGUAACAGUUCCGACACCCAGUCUCAUGAACCCUAACGAGUUUAAGAAAUUCCUGAUCGAAUGGAGGUGCGGAAGGUUGAUAGUUCGCGACGGGUCUACCGGUGCGGUGAUGAUGGAGUGGGUGGAUCCUACACCGUUCCCGGUGACGCACUUCGGGGUGCGGUCGGGCUACGGCGCGCACGGCAACUGGCGCAUCAGGCAUUUCUACAGCGGCGGAGCUCAGCCUCUGGCGCCUUCAGCGCCUACCGCAGCGGCGUUAUACAGUCCGCCGGCGGGUUACCCGGGCGCGGCGCCGGCAGUGGCACCGUCUGGUGCGGGCGUGUGGAUGGACGCGGUGAGCGGGCAGCUGGUGCCGGGCGCCGUAGUCGGGGGACAGGACUGCUCCGGAGAGCCGCUGUAUGUGGUGCGCGCACAGCACGAAGGCGCCAUGCUGCCCGGCAAACUGGUCGCCUCUCACGGCUGCGCAUACGUCCCAUGGGGCGGUCAGGAACACGGCAAAGGGGAAUAUCAGGUCCUUGUGGGUGGUCCUAACAACUGGGUUCCUGUGAGUGGAUCAAACAUUCCUCCGGGGGCGUUCCCCGGUGGCGAGUCCGAAGACGGGGAGCCCCUUUUCAUCGGCCGUGUACGUCACGAAGGCAGCGUCACCACCGGCAAAGUACAACCUUCGCACGGAGUCUGCUACAUCCCCUUCGGUGGACAAGAGCUAGGGUUCCCUGACUAUGAAAUCCUCAUGGCUUAAAUGAAUAGUGAAACCAAAAGAAAAUGGUGAUAUUUACAGAAAUCAUCAGAAACCUUUAUGCGCAGAAACUUCUCGGUCGAAUGUAGAUGAUUCACAUUGUGCCUAUAAUUAUAUUAUUUUGCUGCACUGCAUAAUAACUAUUUUUGACCUAGCGAUUAUAUGUUAUAUUUUUUAAUAAAUUAUUUAUAAAUUAAAACAUUUAAAAUGUA